GCUCAGAUUUAUAACAGAAUGAAUGAAUGAUUCUUUGAAUUAGGAUAAAAGAUAAAUACUUAGUUUAGGUGAAAUUAAAAGGUUCUUUUAAUUUGUUUAAAUAAUAUUAUUAAUCUAUGAAAAUUAAAUGUAAAUUAAUUAGUUAUUAAAAUCCAAUAUGUCAAUUAUAAAAGUUCCUUUUAAAUUUAAAUCUGAAAUACAUAAUGAAUUGGAAAAAGAUUUUAUGAAGAUUAAUAUUAAUGGCGUUCCUAUAGAACAAAAUGAGAUUGAGAAAAAAUUAGAUGCUCUGUACGAAUGGAUUUGUAGUACACCAAAAACUAUUACCUAUAGAGUUAAUUUAUUACUGACCACGGCUGAACAAGUAAUAGAACAUUUAAAUGACGUGAUAUCGGAGCAGUAUGAAAAUCGUGUGCCAACAAUAACAACAUUCCCCCAUUUAUCAGAGAUAGUUACUGUACACAGUUGGGACGAGUCUAUAAAAUUAGAUUUAUCAAAGCAUUCGAAGGAAGUUAUUGUUGAUGCGGCAUGUGGAUCAGCUGUAUUAAGAGGUUCACAUGUAUAUGCUCCAGGAAUCUUAGGAAUUCCAAAUGGUUUAAAUGUAGGAGAUGUAGUAAGCGUAUUUGCAGAUAUUGUUGGUUGUACCAAGAAAGGAUUACUUAAACCAUCUGAAGUUGAUAAUGAAAAUAAAACAUUUUUGGGUAAUGGAAUUAUCAUGCAAACAAGAGAAAAUAUUUUCUGUAAUGGCGGACAAGUAAGGGGCGUUGCAAUAUAUAUGACUGAUGUAAUUUCUCGACUCCCACAAUUAAAUAAUAUUUCAGUACCGGAUGGGUGGGCAUUGUUACAAAAUUUACCAUCAAUUAUUUGUACUCGCGUUUUAAAUCCACAGCCUGGAGAAACAAUUCUUGAUAUGUGUUCAGCGCCAGGAAAUAAAAGUACACACAUUUCGUCCCUUAUGAAGGGAAAGGGUAUUCUAAUAGCUCUUGAUAGAAACAAAUCCAAAUCAGAAAAACUUAAAUUAAAUUGUAAUAAAUUUUCAAGCGGUAAUGUAAAAUGUUUUUGGUACAAUUCAAAAAAGGCUUAUAAUAAAUAUGCAGAUAAUUCGAAUAUUAACGAUGGACCACCAUUUAAAAAUGAUAGUUUUGAUCGUAUAUUAUUGGAUAGUCCAUGCAGUGCAUUAGGACAAAGACCACAACUUCUUAAUAAAAUUACUGCUGUACAACUUCGCUCGUAUGUGGCUUUACAAAGGAAACUAUUCUCAACGGCUGUUCAUCUUUUGAAACCAAAUGGAAUCUUAGUAUAUAGUACUUGUACUAUUACGAUAGCUGAGAACGAAGGUAUUAUCUCAUGGGCUCUAAAAACAUAUCCAUGUUUAAAAUUGAAUUCCAUUAGUGAUCAAUUAGAUUUCAUUAGAGACCAAACAAAAACAUUUUUUUCUAAAGGAUAUAGCAUUGAUGGAUUAACAGAGAAUGAAUCAGAAUGUUUACUUAGGAUGGGACCUGAACAGGAUAGUAUUGGCUUUUUUAUAGCAUCCUUUACUAAGCAAAUUAUGGAAGAAGUAUAACUAAAAUAAUUUUAUUAAAUUAAGUCGCGAGUUGCGUCCUUACUUUGAUUUUUAAAAUUUAUCGUCAUUCUUGAGCUUCAUUUGUCUGACAAUUUUCAUCUAAAACACCUUCACCACAAAGUAUACAUUUUUCUUCAUAAUUUGGUACAGUGGACAUUAUUUUCAAUAUCUCUAUUGAUGGUCCAAUAUUCCUAUUCAAAAGUUAUCUAAUAUUAUCUUCCAUCAAAUUCCUUACUUAAUGAAUCAAUUACUAAUGUAUGCGUACAUUUAUAUUUGUAUUGUAAAAAAAAAUAUAGAAUAUUUUACAAACCUUGGACUAAAACAUACUGUAAUUGGUAAAGUAUGUUUGCCAUUAAUAGGACAAGCAAGUAUUUCUCCCAUAAUAGGAUAAUAAUUAAAAUCUUCAUUGAAAUUACUUUUUUUGAUUUCAAUUUUACAUUUGUAAGCUGCAAUAUUACGUAUCUAUAUAUUCAUAGAGAGAAAGAGAGAGAGAUAGAGAGAGAAAGAGAAUUAGGGAAAAAAAUAAUUAAUAUAAUAAAAUUAAUACCAGACAAAUUUUCAACAUCCAAUAUAAAUUUUUUUUCUUCUCCGAUACAUACAUGUCCAAAAUUCAAACAUGGAGAAACUCGUAAUAAGGGUAAAUAAAUUUUUAGAAGCAACUUCAGUACCUAUAAUUUUUAUAAUUUAUAUUUUUAAUAUCAUUUGAAAAGCAAAAUAUGAAAUAUUUUUAUAUUUUGUUCAUAUUAAUUACCUGACUACUGUUAUCAGUAUAUAUAAUACGUAACUGUCCUGUAUUAAACCAAUUAUUUGUACGUUUUGAAAAUCCUGGUUCAUAUCGUGAGAUUAUAUUUUUUUUCGUUUCUAUUAUCUCUUCAAUUAGCUUAGCAUUUACUGAACAAGCAACAUGUACCUGAAAUAAUAUAUGUAAAUUCGUUGAUGUGCACUAUUUACAAAAAUUUUGCUAACUAACUUUGAUAGAAUUCCAUCCAUCUAUGCAUAUACUUUUUACAAAAUUAUGUAUAUUAUUUAUUUUACAAUGACUAUCGAUAUAAUCUAUUGUAAAUGGAUCAUUUACUUCAAAUUUUGCAAUUAUCGGGCUUUCUCCUUUAUUAUAAAAUACGUAAGUUUUAUUAAUCCUGUAAUUUAUCAGAUAAAAUUUUAAUUCAUAAUUAUCGAAAAUCCUUUUUAAAUAAAAAAAAAAAA
Molecule: messenger RNA, 2764 nt
Organism: Vespa mandarinia (Asian giant hornet)
Lineage: Eukaryota; Metazoa; Arthropoda; Insecta; Hymenoptera; Vespidae
Product: tRNA (cytosine(72)-C(5))-methyltransferase NSUN6-like
Biological process (GO): RNA methylation
Molecular function (GO): RNA methyltransferase activity; RNA binding
Source: RefSeq, a predicted model, not a curated record